GCGCAGGGUUCCGUCACGUGAUGGCGAGUGACGUCACCGAAUGUUGUUGUCGGGGCGGGCGGGGCCCCGCUGCAAAGAUGGAGGGGCGGCGGGGCGCGCGCGGGGCGGCGCGGCCGGGCACCGCGCAGGGCUCCCAGGCGGUGCAGGCACAGCCCCAGCACCCCAGCUGGUGCUGACGGCCCCCCCAGACAGCCACCUCUGCACAUCCCCCCGCCUCUGCUGUCACCCACUGGCCACCAUGGACCCCCAGAGUGACACAGAGGGGGGGUCCAGCCGUGAGCCCUCGCUGGAGCUCCUGUCCCAUGCCCAGCUCCACGCCACCCUCCCUGCCCCAGGGGCGGAGGGGCCGGCAGAGGUGUGUGGGGCACCCGAAGCGUGCGGGGAGCGCCGGGGGCCAGGGCUGGAUGCGGCGGCGCGGGAGCGGCAGCUGCAGCGGGAGCUGCUGGCCCUCAAGCAGCAGCAGCAGCUCCAGAAGCAGCUGCUCUUCGCCGAGUUCCAGAAGCAGCACGAGCACCUCACCCGCCAGCAUGAGGUCCAGCUCCAGAAGCACCUCAAGCAGCAGCAGGAAGCGCUGGCCGCCCGGCGGCAGCAGGAGCUGGAGCAGCAGCGGCAGCGGGAGCGGCAGGAGGCCCUGGAGCAGCAGCAGCGCCUGGAGCAGCUCCAUGCCCUGCGCACCAAGGACAAGAGCCGCGAGAGUGCCAUAGCCAGCACAGAGGUGAAGCUGAAGCUGCAGGAGUUCCUGCUCAGCAAGACGAAGGAGCCGGGCACCGGCCCCCCCAACCAUUCCCUCCCCCAGCACCCCAAAUGUUGGGCUCACCACACCUCGUUGGACCAGAGUUCCCCCCCCCAGACCGGCAGCCCGGGGACCCCCCCAUCCUACAAACUCCCCCUCCUCGGCACCUACGACGGCCGGGAUGAUUUCCCGCUCCGCAAAACCGCCUCCGAACCCAACCUGAAAGUGCGCUCGCGGUUAAAACAGAAGGUGGCGGAGCGGAGGAGCAGCCCCCUCCUGCGCAGGAAGGACGGCACCGUCAUCAGCACCUUCAAGAAGCGCGCCAUCGAGAUCACGGUGUCCUCGGUGUGCAGCAGCGCCCCCGGCUCCGGGCCCAGCUCCCCCAACAGCUCCCACAGCGCCAUCGCCGAGAACGGCUUCACCGGCUCUGUCCCCAACAUCCACGCGGAGCAGCUCCUGCCCCAGCACCGAGCCCUGACGCUGGACGGCGCCAGCCAGCUCAGCCUCUACACGUCCCCGUCCCUCCCCAACAUCUCCCUGGGGCUGCAGGCCACCGUCACCGUCACCAACUCCCACCUCAACGCGUCCCCCAAGCUGUCACCGCAGGCGGAGGCUGAGCGGCCAGCUGUGGCCACCCUGCGCCCUGGGGCCGCCCUCACUGGCAAGUUCCUGAGCACGUCCUCCAUCCCGGGCUGCCUGCUGGGGGUGGCCCUGGAAGGAGACCCUCCCGCCGGCCCCGCGUCCCUGCUGCAGCACGUCCUGCUGCUGGAGCAAGCGCGCCAGCAGAGCACCCUCAUUGCUGUGCCUCUGCACGGGCAGUCGCCACUGGUGACAGGGGAGCGCGCGGGGAGCGUGCGGACGGUGAGCAAGCUGCCGCGGCACCGGCCCCUGAGCCGCACGCAGUCGUCCCCGCUGCCCCAGAGCCCCCAGGCCCUGCCCCACGGCGCCCUGCCCCACGGCACCCUCCAGCACCACUUCCUUGACAAGCAGCAGGUCCAGCUGGGCAAGCUGCUCCCCAAGGCGGGGGAGCUAGCGCGGCAGCCCCCCACCCACCCCGAGGAGACGGAGGAGGAGUUGACGGAGCAGCAGUCGCCCCCCCCAGGCGACGGGGUCCCCCCUGGCCCCCCUGUUGCCAUCGCCUCCCCGGACGCCAGCGACCCCCCAGAGCGGCUGCAGGACCCUGAAAUGCCUCACGAGGAGCCGGGUGACAGCGGGGACGAAGCCGAGGGCUCUGGGGUCUCCGAUGUCACUGAGCUGGGGGUCACAUACAAGCAGGUGUUCCCCGAGGCGCCGCUGCAGCUGUAUCCUGCCCCCACCCUGGGCAUCCUGGCGCUGCCCCACCCGGCCCUCGCCCGCACCCAGUCGUCCCCCGCCAGCGCCGCCAUCAAGCCCCCCGCACCUGAUGGGCCCCCCAAGCAUCUCUUCACCACAGGUGUGGUGUACGACACCUUCAUGCUGAAGCACCAGUGCACCUGUGGGAACACCAACAUCCACCCCGAGCACGCUGGUCGCAUCCAGAGCAUCUGGUCCCGCCUGCAGGAGACCGGACUCCUUGGCAAGUGCGAGCGCAUCCGGGGCAGGAAGGCGACACUGGAGGAGAUCCAAACGGUGCACUCGGAGCAUCACACGCUGCUCUAUGGCACCAGCCCCCUCAACCGCCAGAAACUCGACAGCAAGAAGCUCCUGGGUCCCAUUAGCCAGAAGAUGUACGCAGUGCUGCCGUGCGGGGGCAUCGGGGUGGACAGUGACACGGUGUGGAAUGAGAUGCACUCCUCCAGCGCCGUGCGCAUGGCAGUGGGCUGCCUGGUGGAGCUUGCCUUCAAGGUGGCCGCUGGGGAGAUCAAGAACGGCUUCGCCGUCAUCCGCCCCCCCGGACACCAUGCGGAGGAGUCCACGGCCAUGGGCUUCUGCUUCUUCAACUCGGUGGCCAUCUCGGCCAAACUGCUCCAGCAGAAGCUGAGCGUGGGCAGGAUCCUCAUUGUGGACUGGGACAUCCACCACGGGAACGGGACCCAGCAAGCCUUCUACAGCGACCCCAAUGUCCUCUACAUCUCCCUGCACCGCUAUGAUGACGGCAACUUCUUCCCAGGCAGUGGAGCGCCCGAGGAGGUCGGCAGCGGGAUGGGAGUGGGCUACAACAUCAACAUCGCCUGGACCGGGGGCGUUGACCCCCCCAUCGGGGAUGUGGAGUAUCUUACCGCCUUCAGGACCGUGGUGAUGCCCAUCGCCAAUGAGUUCUCCCCAGAUGUGGUGCUGGUCUCAGCCGGCUUCGACGCUGUCGAGGGUCACCUCUCCCCACUCGGUGGCUACUCCGUCACCGCCAAAUGUUUUGGCCACUUGACGAAGCAGCUGAUGAUGCUGGCAGGGGGCCGGGUGGUGCUGGCACUGGAGGGGGGGCACGACCUGACGGCCAUCUGCGACGCCUCGGAGGCCUGCGUCUCCGCUCUGCUCGGCCUGGAGCUGGAGCCGCUGGAUCCGUCCCUGCUGCAGCAGAAGCCAAACGUGAACGCGGUGGCCACCCUGGAGAAGGUCAUCGAGAUCCAGAGCAAGCACUGGGGCUCGGUGAAGCGCUUCGCGACGGCCGUGGGCUGCUCCCUGCUGGAGGCGCAGAAGGGGGAGGCGGAGGAGGCCGAGACGGUGACGGCCAUGGCCCUGCUCUCGGUGGGUGCCGAGCAGGGGAGCGCCGACCCCCAGCCCAGGCCCGCGGCGGAGGAGCCGAUGGAGGCCGAGCCCACGCUGUGACCCGCUGGCCCCUCACCACAGAGAUUUAUUCCGUUUCCAAGAAAGAAAGAAACACCGAGAAGAAAAACACACACAAAAAAAUCACCUUAAAAAACAAAAAAAAACACAUAAAAAAAGGACAAAAAAAAACCGUGGAAGAAACCAGGAGGAGAAACAGAAAAAAGAGGAAAAUAUUUUCUUUUUCUAUUAAAAAGAGGAGAAAAACACAAAAAAAUACCCCACGCCCCCACCUGCCCUGUCCUGUUGGACCCCAGCUCCACGCGGUGUUUGCGGUCGUGUCUCUUGUGAAGCAUCGGUUCCACCAGCACCCCCCGCUCCUCCCGCCCUGUCCGUGCUCCGUCCGUUGGGUUUCCCGUCGCUGCCCCGGGCUCCCCCCGGCCCCCGCUGCGGCUCCUCUCUUUAAUUUUCCUUUUUUUUUUUUUUUUUUUUUUUUUUUUCCUUGAGUGGGGGGGUGUCCUUAUUUUCUCCCCCCCCUUUUUUUUUUCUUUUCCCCACUCAUUCCCUCCCCGGCUCCAGCGUCCGCCCCCCACCCCGGGGGGAGGCGAUGGGAAAUAUUUGUGCCUUUAAUUAAGUCAGUUGUUGGUGUUUUUUUUUUUUAAUGCCUUAAUUUGCCUCUGAUUUUUUCGGUUUUCUCAAUUUUCUUCCCCCCCUUUUUUUUCCCCCCUUGACGUCCCCGUUUCGGAGGGGGACACAAGAGGCAGGGGAUGAGCCCCAUCCCUUUGUCACAUUGGGUCAAUGGGUGAUGGAUCCUGGCGCCUUCGUUGGGAUAAAACUUUGUCCCUUCCUAAAAGAGAGGAGGAAAAAAAGGGAAAAAAAGAAAAGACAAAAAAAAGGAAAAAACCACUUCAUUUUCCUGUUACUUCACCAGCCGGAGGGGACUUGGAGCGAUUUUAGCUUUAAAAGAGAGAAAAAACAAACCCACGCAAAACAAAGGUAUAUAAUUUUAUUACAGAUGUAUUAUUUAAUAGUAUUUUUUUAAUGGGUGGCACUGGCCGUGGGUCCCGGGGCAGAGGGCGAGGACAGCGCUUCGUGUUUUAAGUUAUUGCAGCGGGGCGUUUGGGGUGGCUCCGGGGGGGGUCCCCAAAUCGGGGUGGCGGUGGCAGGGAUGAGCGUAUGUCCCCUGUCACCUCCCCCAGCCCCAGGGCGGGGGCGGGACACCCCAGCUUGGGGCGAUGGGUGGGGAGGAGGAAGGGGGGUGUCACCGAGUCUUGAGGGGACACCAGCCUGGCUGUCCCCAACACUGGGGACAACCCCUGGGCCGCAAGCCGAGGCGGGGGGGUGUCUGUUGGGUGGUGGUGGCAGUUGGGGACCCUCCCCUUUCAUGGUGGGGGAGGGUGACAUCCCCCAGCUGCCCCCAGCCCAGGAGGGAGAAAACGCCUCACGUAGGAACCACCCACCUCCCGGGGGGGUCGGGCGAAGGGCGCCGGCCCCCUGGCUUUGGGCUGGUGUCGUCGGCCCACCCCGCUGUGUCUCCCCCGCCACCCCUGCCCUGCCUCGGUUUCUUUUCUGUCCGUCUGCCGCCCGCUCGCGCGCUCUCAAUAUGGUUUUCAGUUGAGUAUUUUGUAAGAUGUUACCAAUGUUCGUCCUUGUAUAAAUAAAACUGUUUCUGGCAAUA
Chroicocephalus ridibundus (black-headed gull) is the source of this 5090-nucleotide messenger RNA. RefSeq names its product histone deacetylase 5 (gene HDAC5). Gene Ontology annotation, molecular function: histone deacetylase activity. The transcript has 27 exons. Gene Ontology annotation, biological process: negative regulation of transcription by RNA polymerase II. The coding region runs from base 41 to 3475 and encodes 1144 amino acids. The record is from RefSeq and is a predicted model, not a curated record. Lineage: Eukaryota; Metazoa; Chordata; Aves; Charadriiformes; Laridae.